AUGUUCAAAAAAGCCGCGCCAACACAAACAGAUUCUGAAGGGUUAAAUGUGUAUAAAAUUUCAGAGGAGGAAGAACAACAUCCUAAAGAGGAGGAAAGGGUUAUUCCGGAUAUAGGAACGUUGGAAUGGAUAUAUUAUUUGAGUGAACUAGAGGGUGAUCUUCCCACUCCGAUAGACGUGUCAAUCACUGGUUCUCUAAAGUACCGGUGCCCAGAUCUCGUCUGGUACAACUUCGAAAUAUACCCUCACAAAGUCAAAUUAACAAACACCGGGCACACAGUUCUGCUUGGAGCGAAAUGGAGAACCGAAAGACCUUAUCUAAAAGGUGGUCCGCUUUUAGAAAAACACAUAUUUUCUCAAGUACAUUUCCAUUGGGGUGCGGAUAUGAUGGAGGGUAGUGAACACACCGUAGAUAAGAGACGAUACCCAGCUGAAAUGCAGGUUACUUUCUUUAGAUCGGAAUAUAUGACGCAGGAAGAAGCGUUCAAACAUAAUGAUGGCGUUGUAAUGAUAUGUUACAUUAUUAAGUACGGUGUAAAUCCCGACCCGCGUCUCCAGUGGGUCUUAGAAGGAUUUCCUCGUAUACAGGAAGCUCAAACAAAUACUCGAGUUGGACCAUACCCUAUGUCGCGGCUCUUACCAAUGUUUUUCGAAGAUUACUUCUUAUAUUGGGGAAGUUUAACAACCGUGAAAGGAGAAAGACACGUAGUAAGAUGGCUUAUACCCCGACCUACCUUAUAUGCUUCUUUCGAUCAGAUGAAGGAAUUUCGUAAAUUAUGGGAUCCUUGGGACGAGCCCAUAGUGAGAAAUUUCAGACCACUUCAAGAACGAAACGAUCGUCAUGUACUCUUCAUCCGUCCGCACUGGAAUCAAUACAACUCAUUAUUACCAAUACCAAGAGUUCCUGAGCCAUCGAUUUCAAUUUUAUCUCCAGCGUACCAAGCAAAUCCAUGGAUGCUACCUAAGCAAAAUGUCGAGUCACAAACUCAGCCUGAGAAAAAUGAAAAAUGA
This is a messenger RNA of Danaus chrysippus (African queen), 1011 nucleotides long. The record is from the annotation of a GenBank genome assembly. Lineage: Eukaryota; Metazoa; Arthropoda; Insecta; Lepidoptera; Nymphalidae.